This is a messenger RNA of Opisthocomus hoazin, 5801 nucleotides long. Lineage: Eukaryota; Metazoa; Chordata; Aves; Opisthocomiformes; Opisthocomidae. The record is from RefSeq and is a predicted model, not a curated record.
AUGGAUCAAAGGAAGAACUGGCCUCGGGUACCGGACUCCGAUGGCUGGUCGGUGGCUUUGCUCUGUCUCUUCCUGGCAUCAUUCUCCCGAAACGUGUCCAGCAAUGCCUUGUUCAGCACUUUCCACUCUGAGAACCGGGACUGGACGUUUAACCACCUGACUGUCCACCAAGGCACUGGAGCAGUCUACGUUGGAGCUAUCAACAGGGUUUACAAGCUUUCGGGUAACCUGACCAUUUUGGUGGCUCAUAAAACUGGUCCUGAGGAGGACAAUAAAUCCUGCUACCCACCCCUCAUCGUCCAGCCAUGCAGCGAGAUCCUCACCCUCACCAACAACGUCAACAAGCUGCUGAUCAUUGACUACUCCGAGAACCGACUGCUGGCGUGUGGCAGCCUCUACCAGGGGGUCUGCAAGCUGCUGCGGCUGGACGACCUCUUCAUCUUGGUAGAACCCUCGCACAAAAAGGAGCACUAUCUCUCCAGCGUCAACAAGACGGGCACGAUGUAUGGGGUGAUUGUGCGCUCGGAAGGUGAAGAUGGGAAGCUCUUCAUUGGCACAGCGGUGGAUGGGAAGCAGGAUUAUUUCCCCACCCUCUCCAGCCGCAAACUUCCCCGGGACCCAGAGUCAUCAGCAAUGUUGGAUUAUGAGCUCCACAGUGACUUUGUCUCAUCCCUCAUCAAAAUCCCCUCAGAUACCUUGGCCCUUGUUUCGCACUUCGAUAUCUUCUACAUCUAUGGUUUUGCCAGCGGCAACUUUGUCUAUUUUCUAACUGUCCAGCCAGAGACGCCGGAGGGGGUCUCCAUCAACUCUGCCAGCGAUCUCUUUUACACCUCUCGCAUCGUCCGUCUCUGCAAAGACGACCCCAAAUUCCACUCCUAUGUCUCUCUGCCCUUCGGCUGCGUCAGGGGGGACACGGAGUACCGCCUCCUGCAAGCAGCGUACCUCUCCAAGCCCGGAGAGGUGCUGGCAAAGUCCCUCAAUAUCACGGCCCAGGAGGAUGUCCUCUUUGCCAUUUUCUCCAAGGGACAGAAGCAGUACCAUCAGCCCCCCGACGACUCCGCGCUCUGCGUCUUCCCCCUUCGCGCUGUCAACGCUCAGAUCAAGGACCGCCUGCAGUCCUGCUACCAGGGGGAAGGCAACCUGGAGCUCAACUGGCUGCUGGGGAAGGACGUCCAGUGCACCAAAGCGGGCGCGGUGCCGGUGGACGGGGUGACUCUCUUCACCUCAAGCCGGGACCGGAUGACUUCUGUUGCUUCCUACGUCUACAACGGCUACAGCGUGGUGUUCGUGGGGAGCAAGACUGGCAAGCUGAAGAAGAUCCGAGCAGAUGGUCCUCCCCAUGGUGGAAUUCAGUAUGAAAUGGUGACAGUUUUCAAGGACGGGAGCCCAGUCCUUCGAGACAUGGCCUUCUCCACUGAUCAGAAGUAUCUGUAUGUCAUGUCGGAACGACAGGUGUCCCGGGUGCCCGUGGAGUCCUGCGAGCAGUACACGACCUGCGGCGAGUGCCUGAGCUCGGGGGACCCCCACUGCGCUUUUUUCGUUUCGGGUGAGCCUGUCCAGCCCUACAGCGAAGCCACCCUGAGCCUGCUGGUGAGCGAUGCUCCGGACCUGGCGCCUGGCGUCACCUGCCUCUUCGGGAACCUGACGGAGGUGGAAGGGCGCGUGUCGGGCAGCCGUGUUGUGUGCGUUUCGCCAGCAGCGAAGGAUGUCCCUGCCAUACCUGUGGACCAGGACUGGUUCGGCGUGGUGCUGCAGCUGAAGUCGCGGGAGACGGGGAGGACGUUUGUCAGCACCGAGUUCAAGUUCUACAACUGCAGUGCCCACCAGCUGUGCCUGUCGUGUGUGAACAGCGCUUUCCGCUGCCACUGGUGCAAGUACCGGAACCUCUGCACCCACGACCCCACCACGUGCUCCUUUCAGGAGGGACGGAUCAACGUCUCUGAGGACUGUCCCCAGCUCUUCCCCACGGAGGAGAUCCUGAUCCCGGUGGGAGAGGUGAAACCCAUCACGCUGAAGGCGAGAAACCUGCCGCAGCCCCAGUCCGGCCAGCGCGGGUACGAGUGCGUCCUCAGCAUCCAGGGCGUGAUCCACCGCGUGCCCGCCCUGCGCUUCAACAGCUCCAGCGUCCAGUGCCAGAACAGCUCGUAUCUCUAUGACGGGAUGGACAUAAGCAACUUAGCAGUGGACUUCGCUGUGGUUUGGAACGGGAACUUUGUUAUUGACAACCCGGAGGAUGUGAAAGGUGAGGUCUGCUGGAGCUGCCUUCCAAGGCACGGGGACGAGGGUGAUGACGGGGGCUGGGAGGUGGCUGCUGGGGCGGAGCGCCGCGAGCUGCCGUCCCUGCGGCUGCGGGCACCGCUGAGGAAGCCAGCUGAGGAAGCCGGAUUGUCUGGAGGGGUCCAGGAUAUCCUGACAGUGUCAGGCCCCCCAGAAGGAGGGACGAGGGUGACCAUCCGUGGCGUGAACCUGGGCCUGGAUUUCUCCGAGAUCGCCCACGGGGUGCAGGUUGCCGGGGUGCAGUGCACGCCCCUGCCCGAGCAGUAUGUCAUCGCAGAACAGAUCGUCUGUGAAAUGGGGCAGGCGCUGCCAGGGAUCAGCUCCGGCCCGGUGCUCCUGUGCAUCGGCGAGUGCAAGCCGGAGUUCACGAUGACGUCUGUCCAUCAGCAAUGGGGAACAGGCUCUGCCCCCACAGUGCUGUCACUGAAGAUGCUCUUGGGGCCCAUGGUGACCAUCUCCGGGCACUACCUGGGAGCCGGCAGCCGCGUAUCGGUGCUCCUGGGAAACCAGACCUGCGAAUUCUACGGGCGAUCCAUGAACGAGAUCGUCUGCGUGUCGGCCCCGUCAGCCCACGGCCUGGGCACUGUGCACGUCUCCGUCAGCGUCGACCGGGCUCAGCUGGAGCAGACCUUGCUGUUCGAGUACAUCGACGAUCCGAAGGUGCAGCACAUCGAACCCGAGUGGAGCAUCGCCAGCGGGUACACGCCUCUGACCGUCACCGGCUCCAACCUGGACGUGAUCCAGGAGCCGAGGAUCCGCGUCAAGUACAACGGCAAGGAGUUUGUCAACGUCUGCAAGGUGGUGAACGCCACGGCGCUGGCCUGCCUCGCCCCCCCCCUCACCCCCGAGUACCGGCCCGGCCUGGACGCCGUCGAGCGGCCGGAAGAGUUUGGCUUCAUCUUCAACAACGUCCAGAACCUGCUGGUCUACAACGACACCAAGUUCAUCUACUACCCCAACCCGACGUUUGAACUCCUGAGCCCGACCGGGGUGCUGGAGCAGAAGCCGGGCUCGCCCAUCAUCCUGAAGGGCAGAAACCUGUGCCCACCCGCGCCGGGGGGAGCGAAGCUCAACUACACCGUGCUGAUCGGGGAAACACCCUGCGCCGUCACCGUCUCCGAGACCCAGCUGCUGUGCGAGCCACCAAAUCUCACCGGGCAGCACAAAGUGAUGGUGCGUGUCGGUGGCAUCGUCUUCUCCCCUGGCUCGGUGAGCAUCGUCUCAGACAGCCUCCUGACCCUGCCAGCCAUCGUCAGCAUCGCGGCCGGAGGCAGCCUGCUCCUCAUCAUCGUCAUCAUCGUUCUCAUCGCCUACAAGCGCAAGUCCCGAGAGAACGACCUGACCCUCAAGAGGCUGCAGAUGCAGAUGGACAAUCUGGAGUCCCGGGUGGCCCUGGAGUGCAAGGAGGCAUUUGCAGAGCUGCAGACGGACAUCAAUGAAUUAACCAGCGACCUGGAUCGCUCCGGCAUCCCGUACCUCGACUAUCGGACGUAUGCCAUGAGGGUCCUUUUCCCCGGCAUCGAGGACCAUCCUGUCCUGAGGGAGCUGGAGGUCCAAGGGAACGGGCAGCAGAGCGUGGAGAAGGCCUUGAAGCUCUUCGCUCAGCUGAUCAACAACAAAGUCUUCCUGCUGCCCUUCAUCCGAACGCUGCAGCGCAGCUUCUCCAUGCGCGAUCGCGGCAACGUGGCCUCGCUCAUCAUGACGGGUCUGCAGGGCAAGCUGGAGUACGCCACCGACGUGCUGAAGCAGCUGCUCUCCGACCUCAUCGAGAAGAACCUGGAGAACAAGAACCACCCCAAGCUGCUCCUGCGCAGGACCGAGUCGGUGGCUGAGAAGAUGCUGACGAACUGGUUUGCCUUCCUUCUCCACAAGUUCCUCAAGGAAUGUGCUGGAGAGCCACUCUUCAUGCUCUACUGUGCCAUCAAGCAACAGAUGGAGAAAGGUCCGAUUGAUGCCAUCACGGGAGAAGCCCGUUACUCCCUCAGCGAGGACAAGCUGAUCCGGCAGCAAAUUGAGUACAAGACUCUGAUCCUAAACUGUGUGAACCCGGAUAAUGAGAACAGUCCCGAGAUCCCCGUGAAGGUGCUGAACUGUGAUACCAUCACUCAAGUCAAAGAGAAGAUCCUCGAUGCAGUAUACAAAAACGUCCCGUAUUCUCAAAGACCAAGAGCUGUUGACAUGGACUUGGAGUGGCGGCAGGGCCGGAUAGCGCGUGUGGUCCUGCAGGAUGAAGACAUCACCACCAAGAUUGAAGGAGAUUGGAAGCGCUUGAACACCUUGAUGCACUAUCAGGUAUCAGACCGCUCGGUUGUGGCUCUCGUUCCCAAGCAGACCUCCUCCUACAAUAUUCCUGCCUCUGCCAGUAUAUCCCGGACAUCUAUUAGUCGAUACGACUCCACCUUCCUCAGCCUGCGCUCGCGGACCCCCAUGAUCACCCCCGACCUGGAGAGCGGCGUCAAGGUCUGGCACCUGGUCAAAAACCACGACCACGGAGACCAAAAGGAAGGAGACCGGGGCAGUAAGAUGGUGUCCGAGAUCUACCUGACCAGACUGUUAGCUACAAAGGGCACGCUGCAGAAAUUUGUGGACGACUUGUUCGAGACGCUGUUCAGCACCGUACACCGCGGCAGCGCGCUCCCCCUGGCCAUCAAGUACAUGUUCGAUUUCUUGGAUGAGCAGGCAGAUAAGCACGGCAUCCACGACACAGAUGUGAGGCACACGUGGAAGAGCAAUUGCCUGCCCCUCCGAUUCUGGGUGAACGUAAUCAAAAACCCCCAGUUCGUGUUUGAUAUCCACAAAGGCAGCAUCACGGACGCCUGCCUCUCUGUUGUGGCUCAGACCUUCAUGGAUUCCUGCUCCACCUCGGAGCACCGCCUGGGCAAGGACUCCCCCUCCAACAAGCUGCUCUAUGCCAAGGACAUCCCCAGCUACAAGAGCUGGGUGGAGAGGUAUUACGCGGACAUUGCCAAGCUGCCCGCCAUCAGCGACCAGGACAUGAACGCCUACCUCGCCGAGCAGUCGCGCCUGCACGCCGCCGAGUUCAACAUGCUGAGCGCGCUCAACGAGAUCUACUCCUACGUCAGCAAGUACAGCGAGGAGCUCAUCGGGGCUUUGGAGCAGGACGAGCAGGCCCGCAGGCAGCGUCUGGCGUACAAGGUGGAGCAGCUUAUUGGUGCCAUGUCUAUCGAGAGCUGAAGAACGGCUGUGGUGCUCACGGGCGGCCGAGGGCAGAGGGCUGCGAGGACUCUCGGGAGCGAAGCGGGAGAACAAGCGAGAAAGGCGCUGGACACGUAUAAAUACCCCGGCUCUUCUGGAGGGAGCAGAGACUGGCCCAAGGACUGGCUGUGUUCAAAAUCGUACGGGAUCCGGCUUGAGAACGCAGGCAGAGGAAAAGACAAAGCAUCUCAGUCAAAGUCAGAUCAAGACGGAUCAUUUUUUCGAGCAUACUUGGAAAGAAGGAACCUGGAAAGUCUGGAUGUCUCCAUGGCUGCUGCUUUGCAUGAAAAUUGUUUGAUGUAUAUUAG